Molecule: messenger RNA, 1784 nt
Organism: Haliaeetus leucocephalus (bald eagle)
Lineage: Eukaryota; Metazoa; Chordata; Aves; Accipitriformes; Accipitridae
Gene: PAK1IP1
Product: PAK1 interacting protein 1
Exons: 10
Coding region: 82-1221 (379 amino acids)
Molecular function (GO): protein binding
Source: RefSeq, a predicted model, not a curated record
AGGGCCGGCCGCGGGGGUGCGAGCUCGUUCCCGUCAGCCUUUCGGCGCAGAGCUGGGAAUAAACGGCUGCGCAGGGGAUGGAUGCCACAUUGUCUCGGGGAGGGGGACGGGUGCCAGGUGGAAGGCGUGUCUCCAGCCUGCAGUGGUGGAAAAAGGGAGAAUCCGCCUUCCUUGUCCUCCUGGACGGUUGUCCCUGUUUUUACCCAUCAUGCCCACUCUGCCUCAUUGUCAGCGGUAGCAGUGAAUAACAGAUAUGUGGUCACUGGGAGCAGAGAUGAGACAAUCCAAAUCUAUGACAUGAAAAAGAAGAUAGAACAUGGGGCACUGCUGCAGCACAAUGGCACAAUAACUUGUUUGGAGUUCUAUGGUACUGCGCAUCUACUGAGUGGGGCUGAAGAUGGACUAAUUUGUAUCUGGAACACAAAGAGAUGGGAAUGUCUGAAAUCUAUUAAGGCACAUAAGGGGCAUGUGACAUCUCUUUCUAUUCAUCCUUCUGGGAAGUUAGCUUUGUCAGUAGGAACAGAUAAAACAUUAAGAACUUGGAAUCUUGUAGAAGGACGAUCAGCCUUUAUCAAAAACCUGAAGCAAAAUGCCCACAUAAUUAAAUGGUCCCCUGAUGGAGAGAGGUAUGUGACCGUGAUAACAAAUAAAGUGGAUAUCUACAAACUUGACACAGCUUCAAUCACUGGCACUAUCACAACAGAGAAGAGGAUUUCCUCACUUAGAUUUAUUACAGAUUCUAUCCUUGCCAUAGCUGGAGAUGAUGAAAUUAUAAGGUUCUACAGCUGUGACUCUCAAAAAUGCCUGUGUGAAUUUAAAGCUCAUGAAAACAGAAUAAAAGAUAUCUAUAGUUUUGAAAGAGAAGGACAACAUGUUAUUGUUACUGCAUCCAGUGAUGGUUACAUUAAAAUGUGGAAUCUGGAUCUUAAUAAGAUUAAAGAUGUGCCGUCUUUACUGUGUGAAGUCAAUACCAAAGCUAGGCUGACAUGUCUUGCAGUAUGGCUUGACCAAGCUUCAGAAAUGAAAGAAAAUUCUGAUAAAGCUGCAACAUUAUCUCAAGCAAAUGACGAUGAAAAAUCAUCAAUAGUCAGGAAAAACAAAGUUUGUAGGACUGACAAAAGUGAUAAAACAGCAAAAAAAAAGAGAGAAGUUACUCCAGAGAAGCAAAAAUUGGAAGCUCCACUGCAAAAGAAGAAAAAGAAACAGAAUAGCUCAUCAUGAAGGCAGCUACUUUCUCCCCUGAAUAAAAAGUAAAUGCUGGUGUUGCUGUAGUUUUUAUAAGGAUGUAAACUUCUGACAGGACAUAUACCUCUGAACCGCUCUGUUGUUUAAAAAUAACGAAUGUUUUUACCCUAAUAAAUUGACUGGUCAUUCUGGGAAGUAGCAAAAGAGAUGGCAACCUUCCCGGAGUGACUGAGGCAAAAAUAAGUUCAUAAUAUGUAAUUUUUAUAUUUUUCUAUUAACAAUAGCGUGCACUUUUUAACUGGCUCUGAAAAAGCCAGCUAAAAUGAUAAAAAUAGCUGCAUCUGUCUCAGUUACAUUUUUGUCUAAAUGCUAAUUAAAAAUAUGUACACUUUUUCAUUUUAGUGUUAGAAAAGUUACUAUUCAUUUGACUCAAAAUAUGAUCUGCCUUUGUCAUGCAUUACUCUUCCUACUGUAAGAAGGAACAUUUUAAAAUUACUUAAAAUAAGAUGAUCACAUUCCAUUCAUACAUUCACAGAAAAUCAUACUUUCUAGUUCUUGACAUGGGCUCGUACAUAGAGUUUAUAGGCAAAAUGUUUGAG